Molecule: messenger RNA, 2272 nt
Organism: Phyllopteryx taeniolatus (common seadragon)
Lineage: Eukaryota; Metazoa; Chordata; Actinopteri; Syngnathiformes; Syngnathidae
Gene: kif25
Product: kinesin family member 25
Exons: 17
Coding region: 345-2204 (619 amino acids)
Biological process (GO): microtubule-based movement
Molecular function (GO): microtubule binding; ATP binding; microtubule motor activity
Source: RefSeq, a predicted model, not a curated record
UAGCGGUUGGCAAACUAUCAAUACAGUACAUUAGCGACACCUACUGGAGAUGGCUUGUCUCGCGCUGCCUCAAUAUUUCCCAAAUCACGCCAAACUUUUGUGGUGUAUUUUCAUGCUAGUUCCAGCGUACAAAUGCCAUUAAUUGUGUUUGUUGAAGCGAGUUUUGUUAAAACGUCGAAUAAUAGUAUUUAUAGGCAGGCUUUCGAGACAGGUGAGCAGUGACCAAUGGUUCCGGGCAGUUUCUAAUCGGAUUAUAAAACAAGAGAAGUCUUAAGCGUCUGCUAGCAGUCACGAUAAGGGCUCUCUCGGUAAACUUCUUCUUUUCCCUUUCACAUGGCAAAAACAUGCCUCUUUUUGUCAACCGUGAUCAAAUGUUUGCGCAUCAGGUGCACCUGCUGGAACACAAACUGAGAGGGAAAGAGGAGCGAAUAUUGGAAUUGGAGACAGAGAAUGCCAUUCUUCAUAUCAGGCUCGCUGAGAAUCUGGCGAAACUGCAACAAGAGCAAGACCAGAAAGACACCAAGGCCUCGAAUCCUCGACAGGACGAAAAGAAAAUCACCCGCUCAGCCAUCGCCCAACUCAUUUCUGAGGUCCAGGCCCUAAAGAAGGGUCUAAGUGAGCUUUUUGCCGUCUACGUGAGUUUUGCCACUGAGCUGGAGGAAAAGAGCAAGCAGCUGCAGGAGAAUGUGGAGCAACGAAGAUGCUCGUCUCUGAUGCUCGGAUGCUCCGAAGACACUGCUGAAAGUCUCCAGGCCCGCUUGACGGCUCUCGAGCGCUCCCUGCAGGAGGAGCGGGAGAAGUGCGGAGCGGAGAGGCAGAGGCGCAAAGAGCUUCACAACACGCUGGCGGAGUUACGAGGGAACAUCCGGGUGCACUGCAGGGUGCGUCCUCUUCUACACUUCGACCACGUCCAGUUUUCCACCACUGGCUCGGGGCCUGCACCAUCCGAGCAAGUGAUCCACGCCGUCAGUGAUGACACUGUGAGAGUAAACUGCAUGAAGGCAGGAGUGCCGGCACAAAACAAGAUGUUUGAAUUUGAGAGGGUUCAUGGACCAGAGGACUCCCAGGAAGCUGUGUUUGAGGAAGUCAAGCCUCUCCUUACCUCUUUGCUAGACGGCUACAACGUUUGCAUCAUGGCGUAUGGGCAGACGGGAAGCGGAAAGACUCACACCAUGAUGGGAUCCCCCGAGUCAACUGAACCCUCGGGGCCGCAGCAAGGCAUCAUCGUAAAGGCGGCGGCGGAGAUCUUUCGGCUGAUCGCCGAGAAGCCCCCGGCGAGCCACACGGUGGAGAUGUCGGCGAUGGAGGUGUACAACAACGACGCCUUGGACCUGCUGGCCAGAGAUGUCGGCCAGCGCCGGGAAAACCUGGCUGCGUCCGCCGGUUCCUGUCAGGUUUCCGUCCUCACGCAGGAGCCCGUGUGCGACGCCUGCGAGGUGACGCAGAUCAUGAGUCGAGUGCUGCGGCUCAGAUCUCACUGCCCCACUCUGGUGCACGCCGACUCCUCGCGCUCCCACCUCAUCGUCACGCUCACCGUUUCCUCCAAGAGCCCCAACGCGCAGGCCCUGGGCCGCCGGCUGCACAGCGCCAAGAAGAGCGUGCGGCACGCCGCUCAAAAGGAGUCGUGGAGUCCCAAGUGUCGCCGCGCAAACCCCGCCGCCCGGAGCUCGCCGGAAGACGACUUCGCGAGUCCCGCUUCCUCUCCCUCCCUGUCCCCGUGCCCCUCCCCGAGAUCGGGCACCUCGCCGUCGCCGUUCAGGACCAAGCUGCAGCUGGUGGACCUGGCGGGCAGCGAGUGCGUCGACAUGACCGGCGUGUCCGGCGGAGCGCUGUGGGAGGUGUCCUGCAUCAACCGGAGUCUUUCGGCUCUGUCGGAUGUCCUGAGCGCGCUGGCCGAGCAGAGGCCGCACGUCCCGUACAGGAACAGCAAGCUCACUCACCUGCUGCAGGACGCCAUAGGGGGCGACGCCAAGCUGCUGGUGAUGUUGUGCGUGUCCCCCACGCGGCGCUUCCUCACCGAGUCCCUGCAGACGCUGGGAUUCGGCGCUCGGGCUCGCCAAGUCCAGAGAGAUCCCGCAAGGAAGAAGAGCAACACACUCAAACAGUCUGGAUGCCCUCUGGCGCCACUUUGCUUCUCACAGGCUUUCCCUUCCUCCCCCAAACACAGAAAUAGCAAAUCCAUACAAGCGCAGGCAAGUAAGUAGUAACGGCACAAUACAUUCAUCAACUCAACAACACGUUUGGACAAUAAGGCAAGUCGAAGAAAGAAAGA